CACUGCUACUCGUACCCUCUAGCAGUGUUGCUCCAUACCAACGUAACCUGUCUGUUGUUUUCCCUGGGUGUGCCCAUAACUUUUCGUCUUCUCUUCUAUCUCCAUCUCUCGAGCUUUGUACAACAGACCUUACGCACCUCUAGAACUUCUUCAUCACUGAGGAGGGAGUAAUCAAGAAAAUACUUGCCCGUCUUCCAGAUACCUAGUAAUAGCCCCUGGUGCCUCCUCACACGACCCUCCCAAGCAAACAAUUGGACCCUGAACCGACCCGAAUCGAGCAGGCUCCCAUUUACUGUGCAGUACACCGGUUCGGCCACCUUCUUCUUUGGUUGCCACCUCUCACGAUCCUGCGCAAACCUGCAUUGUCACAAACAACAUCGAGAACCACUUCUCGUCCUUCUGCUUACCGCUGUUUGACCAACUUCACCAGUCAGGUGGUUAGCGAGAUCUUGGACGCAAGGGAGGCGAGACCACCAGCCAGUCGACCUCAUCCCUGCACCCUGGUUUGCAGAAUUUGAAGCAUCCCUAUUGCUCCAUCUUACACUUCUCCGGCACCCUUGCAUCGCGGACACGCAUUCCAGCUGCACUCGCCAUCCAAUCACUCAACGCUUGUCGCUGUCACACUUGACGACUCUCCCUUUGUCCAACUUGACCGCAGCCUGAAUCAGCACACGCCCCCCGUCCUAAAUAUCUCCCCUACCAGAAUACUUCGCCAUACUCCGAUUCCGACAUUGUGUCUCUCCUUCUGGCCAUCCUCAGCGUCGUUAUACAGCCGUCCAACGACGACAACACCCUCCUCUCUGACCGCCGACACAUGACACUGCCUCACCAUGCCUUACAACACUCGCCGGAAAUCUCUCUCCUUGCCCUCGCUCGGCAUCCAUCUGCCUAGUGGCUCUCGUGUACACCGCCUGAGCCUCAAGGCUACACCAACCUCCGAGACCACUCAAACUCCUCCUGCAAAGAAAUUGAAACGUUCGCAUGAUGGGGACGAGCCUCUCUCACCAGUCUCGUCGCCUCGAUCUAAAACCGGAUCUCCUGCGAUCGAUCUCCCCGAGCCCACACCGUUGUCACGACGAGCCGCAGCCGAACAGACCCCUCCGCCUUCUCCUAAACUUCAUGCGCUCCCGGUUCGCAAGAUCGAUACUGAAGGGAUAAACGACGACAUAGUCAUCGCUGUCAUCGCACAGUUGGAGAAGACUGGCAAUCGUCCUCAUCUCAUCAAAGACUUGGCCACCAUACUCGCCUCUACGAAUGCUAGCAUUGCACAUUCUGCAAAUCCAGCCGCACUCUUGUCAUCCCGUCUCAGCCUGUACCUGAAACGACCAUGGACUGCCUUGUCGCCGUGUCCUCUGGCCAAGGAGCUGAUACCGGUCCACCCAAGGAAAGUCUUCUUCUUCCUCACGACUCAACCGAGGUUGCCUCUACCUACCUCCUCCGACGAUAUCCUCCCUCCGUCGAUGAUCAAGGCCAAGAUCCUCACGCCCAGUGUGUCAGAACACAGCCAAAACGAUGACGAGUUGGAACUGGACCAGCGACAAAGAGCAAGGUUUUCUCCCAGCCCGGAAGUAGAGCUCUACUCUCCGGAACUUGACCAGGAAGAUCCCAUGCAACCACCUUCACCUGGGGAGCCUUUCAGCAACAGGAGUAGCCUGAAUCCCGACGGUACGCCUGAGGUCCGGCGCAGACCUAAUCGGGCACCCAGCCCACCAUUGGAGGCAGAUGAAAAAGGCUUCACCGAGACGGCCACAGCGGUACGUGCUCGUGGUAUGAGUCUACACAAUCUCACUGUUCAGCCAUCAGUCGAGGUGGACGAGAAGAUUGUCGAAGUGAUAGAAGAGACUCCCGAACAGCGACAAAAGCGUGACCGCGAACUCGGCAUGGAGCUGUUCGGCCAGUCUCACCCGGGACUGCAUGUGCCGGAACAGAAAUUGUUCUCCAGUAGUCCGAUGAUUCAGGCCAGACACGAUCACUCCUCCGCAACAGCAAGAAUGGACCUGACGCUGCGGCUGGAUGACAUGGACAUGGGCGAAGCCGCCUGGUCCAUGACAAGUCCCGAGCAGAUCGAAGUAGACGAGCUUGACGUGCUGUUUACGGGAUUCUGAAUGAACAAGACUUUUCUCACCUCGACCACUCUAGCCUGCUCUCCACUUACCUGCACAUGGCCUGACCAGCGUUUUCAACCAUCUAUUCACGAUCUGCGCAAUAUCUCAGCACCCUUUGAUUUAUGUGCCUGUUGUAUUUGGGCUCCUUGGACCGGGAUGUUAGGGCCAGGAUUGACAACAUAAAUAUUGUAUUGGGAGGUGGCUAAGCACGCUCAUGUUUGAAGAAUGAUGAGAGGAUGAGACUAUAUGUAGGAUUAGCAAUCGGAUGCUCCUUUCGAGCAGCACCUUUUUACCUUUUUACCUUUUUAACAAGACGUCUUGAUUGCUACUUGGAAAGAGGAUUAAUGCAUAGCUAAGUAUUGCUAAGCCUCGUUUGUGCAGUGGCUGAAUAUCACUUGUCCUGCCACCUACUUACUAUACU
Exophiala xenobiotica is the source of this 2526-nucleotide messenger RNA. RefSeq lists its product as uncharacterized. The transcript is spliced from 2 exons. The record is from RefSeq and is a predicted model, not a curated record. Bases 831 to 2105 code for a protein of 424 amino acids. Lineage: Eukaryota; Fungi; Ascomycota; Eurotiomycetes; Chaetothyriales; Herpotrichiellaceae.